AUGCUCAGGUCUACAUACAAGAAAUCGGCGCCGACGUCGGGCUCUGGCACCGACCCACCCCCGCUACCUCCAGGAUGGGUCGAGCACAAAGCACCAACUGGCCAUUCCUAUUACUAUCACGCAGAGACCGAGACGAGCACAUAUACACGUCCCUCGCUUCCUUCUGAAGAGCCGCUACAUAUCGACUAUGGCGCCACCGAACCCGACCACGUUGUCCGGGCAUCCAUGCAUGCCAUGGGCGAGUUCAACAGGAAUAAUGCUGCUGGUCCUGGUCAUUUCACGGGCGGCCGGAGUUACCAAGAACACUCCAGGCGUCGGGGAAACCAGGGCGAUCGUCCAAAGUCCAAAACAGCUAUUUCAUCUUGUGCGCCAUGGGUGCUCGUGAAGACCAAGCUGGGCAGGAGAUUUGUUCACAACACCGAGACUAAACAGAGUCUCUGGAAAUUCCCCCAAGACGUUAUGAUGGCUGUCAUCAAAAUGGAUACACUCGAGUGGCAAGAGAAGAAUAAGAAGAAGGCCGAGAGCACCCCUGAUGGAAAUGACGAAGAACAAGGCAAAUUACAGCUGCCACAAGGAGCUGAAGGAGCAAGCUCGAUGGAACCCAAAGAGCCGACAGUAGGUGGUAAUUACGAUAGCGAUUCAUACGAGGAAGUUGAAGUUACCGAUGACGACGAUGACGACGGCGGCCCAGCCACUACAAAACGGCCUCGCAUAUCACAAGAUCGCGAAACCACUCCACCACCCACUGGGCCUGUCGAGUUCAACGAGGAUGACAUCGCCUGGCAACUCGCACAGAUGGAAGGGGAUUACUCCGGCCAAUACGACAACGGCGGCGAGCACGAAAACGGCAGAGAUCCAGACGACGACGAAGGCGUCCCACUCACCGCAGCCGACAACAUAGCACUCUUCCGCUCACUACUCGACGACUCAGGCAUCUCACCCUACAGCGUGUUCGAGAAGGUAAUCGAAGACAUGAACAUUGUUCAAGACUCACGCUACAUUGCCCUCCCCAACACCUCAUCCCGGAAAGAAGCAUUCCUCCAAUGGUCGAAAGACCGCAUCGCAUCGAUCCAAGCCCAGAAGAAAGAACAAGAAGCCCAAGAAGACAAGUCCAACGACCCCGCCGACCCAACCACGCUCUCCAAAUCCGCCCUCAAAGACCCUAAAAUUCAAUACCUCCGCUUGCUGCACGCCUCCGCAACGCCGAAGCUCUACUGGCCGGAAUUUAAGCGCAAGUACAAGAAAACAGCCGCGAUGAAGGACCUCGCGCUGCCGGACAAGGAUCGCGAGAAGCUGUACCGCGAGUACAUCUCCAAGAUGAAGCUGUCAGACACCGAGCGGCGCAAGGAGCUCGUUGCGUUCCUCAAGGCCGCGGUCAUCCCCAGCCAUGUGAGGAACGUCGAGCAGCUGCCUUUGUCCGUCCUGAGGGAUCUGCGGUUCUACCUCGUCGAGGAGCGGAGGAGGGAUGAGCUUGUGAACACCUUCUUGGAGGCCGCGAGGUAG
Molecule: messenger RNA, 1503 nt
Organism: Exophiala aquamarina CBS 119918
Lineage: Eukaryota; Fungi; Ascomycota; Eurotiomycetes; Chaetothyriales; Herpotrichiellaceae
Exons: 1
Coding region: 1-1503 (500 amino acids)
Cellular component (GO): nucleus
Molecular function (GO): RNA polymerase binding; transcription coregulator activity
Source: RefSeq, a predicted model, not a curated record